GGCAAGCACGAAGGAGAGAGGGAAGUGUGUUGACGCGAGCGCACGGCAGGGGACAAGUUGCGUGGAACCCGGUACGUGCGUGAGCUGGCCAGGGCGUUGCCACCGCGACGCGUGCGGCGUAUGACAGCGGUGGCGGGCAGUGCAGUACUGUGUCAUUGUGUUUAUGCGUGUGCCUUAGCGAGGACGGUGGCCUUGCCGGUAGCAGAGAACCUGUGUGAUCAAACAGUGUUUUAACUAUUGUAUAUUUUCUCAUGUGCUGUUAUCUGUUGGUAGUCCAAAUCGUGGUGCAUCGUUUUGAGUGAAUUUGGAUUCUGUGACACAAACACAGUGCUAGUGUGAGAUUCGCAUCAAUAUUUUUUGCUAUUUCGACUGACAGCGACAAGAGUCAACAAUCAGCUGAUUUUGAAGCACAUGCUGAGAAGGCUGCUCGCUUGUUUACUUGAUGUCGUAGAUUUCCCGUACCUUCCGCAUGUUCGUGUGCAUUAACACUUCUGUUAUACGGAAAGGACUUGUGUGCAUUGCCGUACAAGAAUACUGGAGCAACUGUGAUAGUGCGAAAGAAGUAUAUUUUUGUUCGUGCUGCAGUACCAAAUAAUAUUUGCGGUACAAGGUGGUAAACAAGAGCAUGGAUAGGUGAUAAUUAGAGUCGGUAUUUUUUUUGUUUCUUUUGCAGACGCCCGGUUUUGUUAUUAUUUAGUUUUGUUCAUGCAGUUCGGACACACUUGAGACGUCGGAAUGCAGUUGCGACAACGUUCUGAAACGGUCUUUCAGCUGUAGGCAGCAGAUUUAUGGGAUACAAGGACCACACCACAUAGCAGGGAGCGACCAAUGUACGCGCCUGACAUAACCCAGUUUGUCAUGAACGAAUAUCCUAGCUGACAGACCGGGCUUGAUUCCCUUUUUUUCUGUGCGCUUUGUUUAUGAAGUGCCUUACACAGAAGCAAACGCACAGAUUCUGCUUGUUGGCAACGUAUCAUUUCAGUGACUUUAUCUUCUUACAUUCUUUGAAGCUAUCAUUUGUAUUCCCAUAAAUUAUGACAAUUUGUACGAAUCAUAGCAAUAAUCGGCACCUGAAAGACUUCGCGAUACCUCCUCCCAAGUGACCUUCGCUUGACGACAAUAAUACUUUCAUUGUUUGACUCAAAUGAAAAUUCAAAUUCCUAUCUCGGUAUAAUAGCCGAAUGCUCAUGUAUGUUGACAAUACAAGGUCGCUGACUUUAGAGUGAGUAACUCUGGUGUGAACAGAAGGAACGAACGAUUUGAGACAUUGUUGCAAAUUACAAGAAAUCAUCCCAGUUUUCCGUCUGUGGACGACAGAUUCGCAAAAAUUAUACGACCAGCCUCAAAGGUGCACUACAAAUAUUUGGAUAAAUGUUGAACAGUAUCGAGGAGAUUAUAGCAGCGAAUAGUUUGCUUGGAUACCUACGUAACGGUGUUCUUCCGUUUGACGAGCUGCAACAGCAAUCGAGGUUCAUGGUUUUCAUGGAUGAGAGCGAGUCCCAGGCGAAGAGGUGGCUGCCUAGUGCGCCCCGACCUCCGUCCAGCCCGAUGCACCCCACUUCCAGAGAGGCGGCGGGCCCGCCGGUGCAGAUGGAGCCCGUGGACCUGAGCGUGAAGGCGCCGCAGUCGCCGCCCGUGGUGCUGCACGUGCCGCGCUACUCGCCGCAGCUGCCCACCUCGGGGGCCGGCGCCGCCGCUGCCGACCUCAAGCUGCCUCGCACAGAGUGA
Schistocerca serialis cubense is the source of this 1728-nucleotide messenger RNA. RefSeq lists its product as uncharacterized. The transcript has 4 exons. The record is from RefSeq and is a predicted model, not a curated record. Bases 1372 to 1728 code for a protein of 118 amino acids. NCBI's taxonomy places the organism in Eukaryota, Metazoa, Arthropoda, Insecta, Orthoptera, Acrididae.